AUGGCUCCGUGGCCUCACAAGAACAGCUCUCUGGCUUUGUGGUCAGAUGCCCCCACAUUGGACCCCAGUGCAGCCAACACGAGUGGGUUGCCAGGGGUGCCAUGGGCAGCGGCAUUGGCUGGGACAUUGUUGGCGAUGGCCACAGUGGGAGGCAACCUGCUGGUAAUCGUAGCCAUAGCCCGCACGCCGAGACUCCAGACCAUAACCAACGUGUUUGUGACUUCGCUGGCCACAGCUGACUUGGUAGUGGGACUCCUCGUAAUGCCACCGGGGGCCACAUUGGCGCUGACUGGCCAUUGGCCCUUGGGUGCAACUGGAUGCGAGCUGUGGACGUCGGUGGACGUGCUCUGUGUAACCGCCAGCAUCGAGACCUUGUGCGCCCUGGCUGUGGACCGCUACCUGGCUGUCACCAACCCUCUGCGUUACAGCACGCUGGUUACCAAGCGCCGAGCCCGGGCGGCGGUGGUCCUGGUGUGGAUUGUGUCUGCCGCGGUAUCCUUUGCGCCCAUCAUGAGCCAGUGGUGGCGCGUAGGGGCGGACGCCGAGGCUCAAGAGUGCCACUCAGAUCCGCGCUGCUGUUCCUUCGCCUCCAACAUGCCCUACGCGCUGCUCUCCUCCUCUGUCUCCUUCUACCUUCCAUUGCUUGUGAUGCUCUUCGUCUACGCUCGAGUGUUCGUCGUGGCUAAGCGCCAACGGCGUUUGUUGCGCCGGGAACUGGGCCGCUUCCCACCCGAGGAGUCUCCGCAGACUCUGUCGCGCUCUCCGUCCCCUGUCACAGGCGGGACAAGCCCGGCUCCGGAUGGAGUGCCCUCCUGCGGCCGGCGGCAGGCUCGACUCCUGCCGCUCCGGGAGCACCGCGCCCUGCGCACCUUAGGUCUCAUUAUGGGCAUCUUCACUCUGUGCUGGCUGCCAUUCUUUCUGGCUAACGUGCUGCGCGCCCUCGCGGGGCCCUCUCUAGUUCCCAGCGGGUUUUUCAUCGCCCUCAACUGGCUGGGCUAUGCCAACUCCGCCUUCAACCCGCUCAUCUACUGCCGCAGCCCGGACUUCCGCGACGCUUUCCGCCGUCUUCUAUGUAGCUGCGGUGGCCGCGGGCGGGAGGAGGCACGCGCUGUCACCUUCCCAGCCAGUCCCGCGGGAGCCACCUCAGCCGAGUCCAGACAGAGCCCGCCACUCAGCAGGUAG
Messenger RNA from Cricetulus griseus (Chinese hamster), 1182 nucleotides. The record is from RefSeq and is a predicted model, not a curated record. NCBI's taxonomy places the organism in Eukaryota, Metazoa, Chordata, Mammalia, Rodentia, Cricetidae.